AUGCCCCGCCCACCCACUCUGCCGCCCGCUGCCACAGCAUCUGCCCGUGCAGCUCGCGCCGCCUUCUUUUGUGACCUCUGCCAGAAGGGCUACUCACGCAUGAACGAGUAUGAAGCCCAUGAGUCGUCCUACGAUCACCAGCACAAGAAGCGGCUAAAGGAAAUGAAGGAGAUGCAACGCCAGGUUAAGGACAGCGUGCCGCGGAAGGAAGAGAAAGGUCCGCUGAUGACUAUCAAAUUAGGUGGAAACAAGGAAAAGGAGGCUGGAGCCCAAGGGGCCGGUGGUUUCAAAAAGGGCGGAUUCAAGAAGAUGAACGCGUUUGUGGCGAUCGAGGGUGAGGACGAUGAGAGCGUCAAGAAGGAAGAUGCUCAAGCUCAGGUCAUAGCAGAGGCACCAUUAGCGGAGGCGGACAGCGACUUUACGGAUGAAGAUGAUUACUACGAUCCAAGGCGACCAACGGGUUGUCCGCCUGGGUGCUCAGGUCUUACUGCUGGAUAA
This is a messenger RNA of Cyphellophora europaea CBS 101466, 498 nucleotides long. RefSeq lists its product as uncharacterized. Lineage: Eukaryota; Fungi; Ascomycota; Eurotiomycetes; Chaetothyriales; Cyphellophoraceae. The coding region runs from base 1 to 498 and encodes 165 amino acids. The record is from RefSeq and is a predicted model, not a curated record. The transcript has a single exon.